Messenger RNA from Acanthosepion pharaonis, 1272 nucleotides. NCBI's taxonomy places the organism in Eukaryota, Metazoa, Mollusca, Cephalopoda, Sepiida, Sepiidae. The record is from the annotation of a GenBank genome assembly.
AUGAACCCCACCCUUUUUCAUUCUCUUUUUCCUCUUACAAUCCUCCUUCUUUUCUCCAUCUUUCUAUCCUCUAUUCCAGGGUCUUUGCUGUCCACGGACCCACUAUCUUCUCCUUGCGAACCCCCUGUGGUCCGCAGACCACAGUUUGAAAACCCCUGCUCUAUUCCUUCCCUUUUUUUACUUUCUCACUUUCCCCUCAUUUUCCUCCCUAUUUUUCUCUUUAGGAAUAUCUUUGCCCCUCUUUUUUCAUUUCCACUUAUCCUCCUGCCUGCUUUUUUCUCUCUAUGUACCUCUUACCUCACCCUUUUUCACUCUCUCUUUUCGUCUUACAAUCCUCCCUCCUUUUCUCCAUCUCUUCUUUCAAGUAGAGCCUCCCUCAAAUUUCUGUCUAUGUAUCAAAUUCCUCCUACUUUUUCACUGUCUUUAUUUCCUCGUUCAUUUCCUCUUUUUAUCUGUCUAUACAUUCUAUCGCUUUGCGCCCUCUUUUUCUAUCCAUGUAUAAUUACCCUUUUUUUUUUCUCUUUCUAUUUACAUUCCUCUUCUACUUUUCUAUCUCACAUUUCUCUCGCUUUCCUCCUCAUUUUUCACAAAGUAUUUCCCUCUCCCUUUCCUUCUUCGUAUUUUUUCUUUUUUCUCUACGUUUCGAUCCUUCCCCUUUUUCACUUUCUCUCUUUCCCCUCACAUCUCUUCUCUUUUUCUUUAUCUCUUCUUUCUCUUAUUCCCUUCCUCUUUUUUUAUCUAUGUAUCACUUUCCUUCCUCUUUUUCACUCUCUUUCCUAUCAUUUUUCGCACUCUUUUUUUCUAUACAUUUACCUCAUACCUCUCCACUUUUCAUUGUCUGUCAUUCCUAUCUUUUCUCUCUCUCUCCUCUCACAAUCUUCCCUCUUUUACUGCAUCAGUCCUUUCUCUAACUUUUUUUUCCGUCUAGUUUUUAUGUUUGCAUAUAUUUCACCCACUUUUCUCUGUCUUUCUUCUCUGUCUCUCUUUCCUCUCAAUUUCUUCCCCCUUUCUAUCUUCCCCUCUACCUCCCUCCGUUUUCUCUCUCUCUCUCUCUCUCUCUCUCUCUCUAUCUAUCUAUCUAUCUAUCUAUCUAUCUAUCUCCACCUUCAUCACUUUCCUAUGCCCCGGCGUCUGACCACUUUUACUCCCCUUACUCAACUUAUUCUUGCAUUUCUCUCUGAUUACCUUUGUCUCAAAUUGGCAAAGUUGUUGUCUCCAUUCAAACACUACCAUCUUGGGACAUCUGUCAUUUGGUCAAGGCUCUACGGUUGA